This is a messenger RNA of Cryptococcus deneoformans JEC21, 1496 nucleotides long. RefSeq lists its product as hypothetical. Lineage: Eukaryota; Fungi; Basidiomycota; Tremellomycetes; Tremellales; Cryptococcaceae. The record is from RefSeq and is a predicted model, not a curated record. The transcript has 8 exons. Gene Ontology annotation, cellular component: intracellular membrane-bounded organelle; membrane. The coding region runs from base 123 to 1397 and encodes 424 amino acids. Gene Ontology annotation, biological process: transmembrane transport.
CGGCACAAGGUCAACACUCGCUCACCAUCCUUUCAUCGUUCAACCGGCAUUCCCUUCCAUCACACAAGCUAUCUCGCCCCAUCUAUUCAUUUUCUGCCAUCCCGCCAACACAGUAAGGCAGAAUGCCGAACAAGAUGGGCGUCACCACAAUGGUGGCCGGUAUGUUCUUGACUGGCUGCGCCAAUAGUCUCUUGUCAAAGUAUCAAGACAUGGAAUGUGUCGAGAAUUGUGGAAAACAUGCCGACGGACCGCGAUUGAAUUUUGAACAACCAGUAUGGCAAACCCUCAAUAUGUUUAUAGGUGAAUUUAUGUGCGGUAUUCCACUUUUAUGGGCGUAUUAUAAGAACCGCAGCGCUACGAAGACAAGACCAGAGGAAUACUUGCCGGUGGCAACAGAUGAAAUGGAGACCGAAGAGGAGGAACAUCCACUGGGUCACCAUCAUGAUCAAGGACAGCUGUUGAGUGGCUGGAGGAUGUGUUGGCUAUGGUUCCCCGCUUUUUUCGACAUUUGCGGUACAACCCUCAUGAACGUUGGUCUCAUCCUCACUCCUGUAUCAAUCUUUCAAAUGUCCCGAGGCGCUCUGGUCCUCUGGGUAGGCGUUCUCUCCGUCAUAUUCUUGCGACGACACCUGUGGCUUUACCAAUGGGCUUCACUUAUCAUUGUGACAUUUGGCGUAUGCCUGGUGGGAUUAUCAGGCAGUCUGACCAAGAAGGCAUUGAGCGAUCCGGUGGAGCUGCUUGUCACUGCCAUGGAACGUCCUGUUGAUGAUCCGGCUCGUGUGGCUAUCGGUGUGAUGCUCAUUCUUUUCGCUCAAAUCUUCACGGCUAGUCAGUAUGUGGUGGAAGAGAAAAUCAUGUCACGGUACAAAGUCGAGCCUCUGAAAGCUGUUACAUUAGAGGGGUUUUUUGGGCUUACCACCACCCUCGUUGCAAUGCCCUUCCUUCACCUCUUUCUGCGCCAUCGCUCGCCCUACUUUGAUAUUCCCAGAGGCUGGCAUCAAAUUGUCUCUACUCCCACCGUCUUUUGGUCCUGCUUCGCCAUCAUGUUCUCCAUUGGAUCCUUUAACUUUUUCGGCCUGAGCGUUACACACUGUGUCAGCGCAACGACCCGAAGUACCGUGGACACUUGCAGAACUCUUGGUAUCUGGAUUGUCAGUCUUGGGUUAGGCUGGGAAGCCCUAGUUUGGCCGGAAUCCAUCCUCCAAAUUGUUGGGUUCGCUUUGCUAGUUUACGGGACCUUUGUUUUCAACGGUCUCGUCAAACCACUCAUCUUCCCUCCUCCAUCGAGCGUCCAUCUUCCUCACGAGCCCGAGCUGGAGGAAACCGGCGAAGUACCCGCUGCGGGUGCUCAAGGGAGGUCUGGAUACGAUGUGAUACCAGAUGAAGAGCGUUGUUGACAAGUUAUAUGCUCGUGCUCUUCUGUACUCGUUUGUGUCUCGAGUCAGGAGUAUACCAUUGUUUCCAGUUCCAUUCUAAGCAUGCAUGUUCAUUCUGAU